Wyeomyia smithii (pitcher-plant mosquito) is the source of this 2994-nucleotide messenger RNA. RefSeq lists its product as uncharacterized. Gene Ontology annotation, molecular function: nucleic acid binding; zinc ion binding; aspartic-type endopeptidase activity. The transcript is spliced from 5 exons. Lineage: Eukaryota; Metazoa; Arthropoda; Insecta; Diptera; Culicidae. Bases 1 to 2994 code for a protein of 997 amino acids. The record is from RefSeq and is a predicted model, not a curated record. Gene Ontology annotation, biological process: proteolysis.
AUGUAUAGUCCGGGAAAAUAUGUUCGCGCUCCGGCUAAUGAAGAGUUUACAGAUAGCUCGGAUGAUGAUCUCUCGUUAAGUCGGGGAAAAUAUGUUCGUGUUGCCGAGUCACACGAUGAACAUGUAGUUCAGGGUAAUCUGUAUAGUCAUUAUCAGACGGAAAUCGAUCCUGGUAAUGAAAACAUGGAAUUGAGGAAAAGGUCGGCAACACGGGACGAGGCGUUUCAAGUUGAUUCACUACCAUUAGAAAGUACACAUUUAGAUUCAACAAUGGCUAUGGCGAUUACACAUGCGCAAUCUCGUGACAGUGUACAACGCAAGCGUAUGGCAGCAGAUGAAAGAGAGUUUGAUUCUAGGCGGAAACUGGCCCGUAGCACUGGACGAAAUUGGGAAAUUCCAUCGACGCGUCGGCAGGAGCGAUGUUCACGGUGUAAUCGAGCAGCGCAUAGUGACCGGUUGUGUCCAGCGCUGAGCAGAAACUGCAACGCUUGCGGUCUUCGAGGUCAUUUCGCUGCAACAUGUAGAAGAAGACGGGUUCGCAUCGUAGAAGAGCAUUCUGGAUCUAGCUCUCAGAACAACAGUAACGUUCAGAAAAUCAACGCAUUGUCUCUUAGAGAUGUUUUGAUUAGUUGCCGCGUAGGUUCAUCAAGCGCCAUAGAGUUUUUGGUUGAUUCUGGGGCUGAUGUUAAUGUAAUUGGUGGAGAUGACUGGAGCACGCUUGAAGAUCAAUGUCGGUCGUGUAUAGCUGAUGUUGAGAGUAUCGACAUUCCUGGAAAAGAACUACAUGGGUAUGGGGCCGAUACCCCAAUGUUUAUUGAACGUGCUUUCAGAGCCAAAAUACAAGCUAUAGGGCUCGAAAAACCGAUCGUUACGGCCGAUUUUUUGGUCGUCAAGGAGGGUCGUCGAUCUUUACUUGGUAGAAGCACUGCUAGUGAUAUGGAGCUUUUGAAAAUAGGCUUUGAAGUGAAUACCUGUGAGAAAUUAAAGCAUAUGCAAAUAUUUCCGAAGAUGCCUGGUGUGAAAAUUAAGUUUAGCAUAGAUAAAACGGUACCCCCCGAAAAGAAUGCCUACUAUAAUGUUCCGGCGGCUUACCGCGAAGCAGCAAGAGAUCGUCUGAAAGAAAUGGAAAAUCGCGGAAUCAUCGAAAAAGUCAUUACUGCACCGGAGUGGAUCAGUGGCAUGUCUGCUGUUCCGAAAGGUAGGAACGACUUUCGCCUCGUUGUGAAUAUGCGGGCGCCUAACAAGGCUAUAAAACGUCAAUAUUUUCGUUUGCCUGUCCUUGAGGAAAUGAAAGUGAAGCUGCAUGGUGCGAGAUAUGUCUCGAAAUUCGAUUUGUCCAGCGCUUACUAUCAUUUAGAACUGAGCAGUGAAUCAAGGGAUUUGACGACCUUCCUGGCCGAAAAUGGGAUGUAUCGAUUCACUCGGCUUAUGUUUGGUGUGAACUGCGCUCCAGAAAUCUUCCAGAGGGAAAUUUCUAGAAUUCUGGAAGGCAUAGAAAACAAGAUAGUGUAUAUCGAUGAUAUACUUGUGUUUGCUGAAACACUAGAAAAGCUGCAUUCGAUAGUAGCUAAAGUGUUGCAAAUAUUGAAAGCGAACAAUCUUACCCUCAACCUUGAUAAAUGCGAGUUCGACAAAACUCAUAUCACAUUUAUAGGUCACGAGUUGGAUGAAAAGGGAAUAAAUAUCGAGGAAACCAAAAUAGAGGAUAUCAGAAAAUUCCAUCAUCCUACAUCAAUAUCAGAACUAAGAAGUUUUCUGGGUUUGGCGACUUUUGUGAGUCCGCAUAUAGCCAAAUUUGCCGAUAUAUCAUCACCUUUGUGGUCUGUUGUUUCGUCAAAAACUUGGAGUUGGGGAAAAGAACAAAAUGAAGCUUUCGAACUCCUUAAAGAUCGCAUUAUACGUUGCACGAAUCAACGUGAAGCUCUAAGUGCUGUGUGGGCAGUCGAGCAUUUCGGAUACUACCUGUUGGGAGGACAGUUUACUCUACGAACUGAUGCUAAGGGCAUUACCUUUUUACUGAACAGGUCGCGCGAAUCUACCAAAAGAGCCUUGACUAGAGCUGAUGGAUGGGUGCUAAGACUCAGUCCUUACCGGUACGACGUUGAGUUUGUGCGUGGUAGAGACAACCUGGCUGAUCCGUCCUCCAGGUUAUACGACGGGAAUGAUAAUGCCUUUAAUGAAAAGAGUAGUCCUUGGGAAAUAGCUCACUUGCAGGCAAAUAACGUAGAGUUCCUAAUCGAUGAAGAGAUUAGGCAGGCUACUUCCAAGGACAUUUUAUUCCAACGCUUGAUAGAUUCGUUAGAGUCAGGAGAUUGGCCGGAUGAAUUACGCAGAUUUAAAACAAUUUCUAAUGAUUUGUCCAUCGAGAAUGGCAUCGUUAAUGGCUUGGCGGAAAACUUCAUGAAGGUUGUCAAUAAGGCCAUGUGUGCAGCAACAUCGUCGGAGACUAGUUAUUUAAAAGAGCUACGGGAUGCCGUUCAUGCAUACAACCCUGGUUUUCAUUCAGUUAUUAAAUUGCCGCCAGAAGAGAUUAUGAAGGGUCGAAAAGUUAGACGUGGUUUACCGUUACUGAAGUAUAGAAAGUCGGUUAUUGAUGAACAGCUUAUAGAUACUAGAGAUCGUGAGGGUAAGCUUGAGGGAAAGGUUAGGGAAGAUAGACGACGAGGAGCGAAACCAAGUGCAAUAGGACCAGGAGACACUGUGAUUGUUGAGCGUUACCAGUCUAAAGGAAAGGGUGAAUCAAGGUUCGGCACCAAAAAGUUCACGGUUUUGAAAGAAGAUAACGGCAAUUUAUUGCUGACUGAUGAAGAAGGGCAUAUAACAAAACGACAUGUAUCUCAAACGAGGAAAGUUGGUCAAUGGAGGGAUAACUCUGGUUCAAAAGUCGACAUGCCGAUAGAAGAUAACUCAUCUAACAGGUCUAAGAGAGUGCCGAAGGUCCCAAAAUAUUUGUCAGACUAUGUUCAAACGUUAGGUGGGGAUAAAUCUAAAUGA